UGUCUGUGCGUGGGGCACAUCCAUCUGUCAGCGGGAUGGAUGAGGGGCUCCAAAAACUUGUUGGCUGCUCACUGGGUGGAACUUGCUCCCCGGUGACAUGAAAGUAUCUUAAAUUAUUUUUCUCAAUGAUGAGAGUAAGUAGGAACUUGCGUUUCUUCAUCUGCAGUGUUGCUGAUUAAGAUUAAUUAAAGGUGUGAUCUGAGGAAGCUGGGAUUCCCUGGGCUGUGCUGGCAGGAGGCAGCCUUUGUAGGUCAGGCAUACGCAAUCCUGGUUUUCCUGUUGUAACAUCCACUACCCACAACGCCGGCUGUGUCUCACAGUGUUGGGUUUCACCCAGACUGAGCUGUUGACGAAGAGCAACCAUGGCCACAAAAGGAGGGUGGUGGGACCACCCUGGAGGGGGCUCCUUGUAGAGCAGCCAGUUGAGUUAUCUGUAGUUUGUACUCCUGGAGUAAGCCAGGGCUGCAAGGGUUUGAUAAGUCUGGAAAAGAAAAUCUGUGGAAUUCUGGUUUUUAAGUUGUCAACGAAAGAACAGAGCCCGGAGUGAGCAUCUCACCAAACCUCAAGCUGCCCGUCUGACGGGGAAAGGAGCAACGACAGCAGCCUCUGGGCCCUUAUUCUGACACCUUAUUGUCAGCGAGAAGUGACGUGCACAAAUGGCAUGUGUGGCCCGGCUGAAAAUAACCCCUCGCCGAUCCCCGGGGAGCAGGCAGGCUCCUUAUAUGUCCCGCUGCACAUGCCGCUGCCGCCGGCCGAGGGGUGCCCCUGCCCUCCGCAGGUGCCGGCAAACAUCCUCGUGAGGGAACACCAGAUGCUUUUAAAACAGCUGAAAGAGAUCACGGGAAUUCAGGAUCCGGCUUUCCUUCAUGCAGCUCUAAAGGCUGCCAAUGGAGACCUCACGGAAGCAGUCACCUUCCUGACGGAGGAGCACACGCAGGAGCCGGCUCAGGAUGCUGCUGUUGCAGAGCCGUCGGCUUGGGAAGAGAGUGCUAUGGGCAAACAGCUUCCACAAAAUGUUCCUGCUGCACUUACCCCUAACGACACAGACCUCCACGCCGUCCACACCUUCAAACCACUGGAAUCACCAGGAGCUCAGGCUGUGGAAAGAGACUUUGAGGAAAGAUCACCGGAAGCACAUUGUGCCGAAAGCAAAAACCGCUCCAAAAGGAAACGCUGUGAAGUCUGGGGAGAGAACCCCAAUCAGAGCAACUGGAGAAGAGCGGGCGACUGGCCGGUUGGAAUGAAAAAUAUUGGGAACACGUGUUGGUUUAGCGCUGUCAUACAGUCGCUGUUUCAGUUGCCGGAAUUCCGGAGGCUGGUCCUUGGGUACUCUCUCCCACCAAACGUGCUUGAUAAUUGUCAGAGUCGCACUGGAAAGAGAAAUAUUGCGUUCAUGCAAGAACUUCAGUGUCUGUUUGCUUUAAUGCUUGGGACGCGUCGUAAGUUUGUAGAUCCUUCUGCAGCACUGGAACUCUUGAGGGACGCGUUCAGAUCCACGGAAGAACAGCAGCAAGACGUGAGUGAAGUCACACACAAACUACUGGACUGGCUGGAGGACGCGUUCCAGCUUGCUGUUAAUGUCAAGAGCCCUGGGGACAAAUCUGAAAAUCCAAUGGUACAACUUUUCUACGGGACAUUCUUAACUGAGGGCAUCCAUGAGGGCAAUGCAUUUUCCAAGAUCGAGACCUUUGGUCAGUACCCCCUUCAGGUAAACGGUUAUCGAAACUUAAACGAGUGCUUGGAAGGAGCCAUGGUGGAGGGCGAGAUGGAUGGGGCGGCAUCGCAGUCGGUGAAGUAUGGCGAGGAGCGCUGGUUUACAAAACUCCCACCAGUACUGACCUUUGAACUCUCCCGAUUUGAGUUCAAUCAGUCCCUAGGACAGCCAGAGAAAAUUCACACCAAGCUAGAAUUCCCCCAGACUAUUUAUAUGGACAGGUACCUCUACAGCAGUAAAGAGCUGAUUCACAUGAAGAGAGAAGAAAUGAAGAGGUUGAAGGAGAAAAUGGUGCUUCUGCAGCAGAAACUGGAAAGGUACAUGAAGUACGGCUCCGGCCCGGCUCGCUUCCCGCUGCCCGACAUGCUGCAGUACGUUCUGGAGUUCAUCACCACUAAGCCAGCGAGGGUCGUUCCUCCGGCCCAGGGCUCCCAGGCAGCGCUCCUGCCAUCCCAGGCCGAGCCCUCUGUCCCGCACAGGUUCUCGCCGCCAGACCGCGUGCAAGAAAGGAAGGCUGCUGGGACGGGAGAUGCAGCUUGCUUUUCAGCAAAUCCCUCGCUGCAGCAGGAAUCGAGGACACCACUGCAGCCUUCUGAAAUACCCGAGCAUCCAGCUCCUCACGCGGUUUCUGAGGAAGAGUUGAACCUUGUUCGCACGUGCCUGCAGCGAUGGCGAAACGAGAUUGAACAAGACAUGCAAGAUCUGAAGGAGUCCAUUACCAGAAUCAACCUCUCCAUGGAACAAAUGUACUGUGACCCUCUCCUCCAACAGGUUCCCUACCGUUUGCACGCGGUCCUGGUGCACGAAGGGCAAGCGAAUGCCGGUCACUACUGGGCGUACAUAUAUGAUCAGCCCCGCCAGCGCUGGCUCAAGUACAAUGACAUCUCCGUGACCGAGUCGUCCUGGGAAGAACUGGAGAGAGACUCGUUCGGAGGCUUCAGGAACGCCAGUGCCUACUGCCUGAUGUACAUUCAUGACAAAGCAUCUUGCCGUGCCACAGCCGGUCCUGCCUUUCUUGUAGACAAGGAUGAUGGCUCCGAGGCUGGGCAGUUCCAGAAGGAGGUGGAAGCCCUGCCCCUGGAGCUGAGGCAUUACAUCCAGGAGGACAACUGGCGGCUCGAGCAGGAGGCAGAAGAGUGGGAGGAGGAGCAAUCUUGCAAGAUUCCGCAGAUGGAGCCAUCGCCUUCUUCAGAAUCACAGGACCUCUCCUCUGAAUCAGGACCAGAUCAGGCGUCAGUCUGCGAGCAGAGUGCGCACUCUCUGGCCUCUGAACACGCCAGGAUCGCCAAGGAGCAGACGGCCAAGGCCAUCGCAAACACCGAUGAUGCCUAUGAAAAAAACGGUGUUGAGGCUGCUCUCGAGAAGCCCCAGGAGGCAGAGCCAGUGAAGGCCCAGCCCGGAGAAACAGCACUUACGGGUCAGGGAGAGCCACCACAGGACGCUAAGGGAACCGAGGCUGCUGCCCAGACUAGCUCACAGGUCUCUGAAGUGGAAAUCCCCAGUGUGGGGAAGAUUCCCAUUAGAUCCGAUGCAGACGGAUAUAAUGAGGAGGUGAUGCUGAGCCCAGCCAUGCAAGGUGUCAUCCUGGCUAUUGCAAAAGCCCGCCAGACCUUUGAUCGCGAUGGGUCUGAAGCAGGGCUCGUAAAGGCGUUCCGUGAGGAGUACUCCCGGCUCUACCAACUGUCCAAAGAGACCCCGACCCCGCAGAACGAUGCCCGCUUGCAGCACGUCCUCAUCUACUUCUUGCAGAACAAAGCUCCCCAGCAGGUGGUGGACCGGACCCUUCUCGAACAGUUUGCCGACAAAAACCUCAGCUACGACGAAAGGUCAAUCAGCAUUAUGAAGGUAGCACGAGCAAAGCUGAGAGAGAUCGGUCCUGCUGACAUGGACAUGGAGGAGUACAAGCGAUGGCACGAAGACUACAGUCAGUUCCGCAAGGUGUCCGUUUACCUGCUGACGGGGUUGGAGCUGUACCAGAAUGGGAAGUACCAGGAGUCGCUCACCUACCUGGUCUACGCCUACCAAAGCAACUCCCAGCUGCUGCUGAAAGGAGCCAGGAGAGGAGUGGACGAGUCGCUGAUCGCCUUGUACAGAAGGAAAUGUCUCCUGAAGCUGAACGAGGUGGCGUCAUCUCUGUUCGUAAGCUGCGAGGAAGCUCUCGUGACAGAAGGCAUUAGCAUCCUGAACGAGCUGAUCAUCCCCUGCAUGCACCUCAUGAACGGUUACGAGAUCUCCAAAGAGGACCUGGAUGCCAUUGAGGUCAUGAGAAGCCACUGGUGCUCCUAUCUGGGACGAGAAGACAUGGAUGCAAAACAGGAGAGGAAGCUGGGUGAGUUGCUCCCCAGGCUCCUUGACUCCUCCACCGAGGUCAUUGUUCUGAAAGAGCCCCCCAAGAUCCGGCCCAACUCCCCGUAUGACCUCUGCAGCCGGUUUGCAGCCGUGAUGGAGUCCAUCCACGAGGCAUCUGCUGUGAAGGUGAAGUAGUGGGUGGGCUUCCAGCACCCUUCAGCCCGCGGCUCCUGUCGGCCAACGCGUGGGCGGGUGAGGGAGGAGAAGGGGCGAUUCACAUCCAGCGUUGUUUUCUUUGUAAAUACGAACAAAUAAAAGCAGUAUUGCACUUUUUUGGA
Messenger RNA from Cuculus canorus (common cuckoo), 4341 nucleotides. RefSeq names its product ubiquitin specific peptidase 28 (gene USP28). Gene Ontology annotation, biological process: protein deubiquitination; regulation of protein stability; DNA damage checkpoint signaling. The record is from RefSeq and is a predicted model, not a curated record. The transcript has 26 exons. NCBI's taxonomy places the organism in Eukaryota, Metazoa, Chordata, Aves, Cuculiformes, Cuculidae. Gene Ontology annotation, cellular component: nucleus; cytosol. Gene Ontology annotation, molecular function: cysteine-type endopeptidase activity; protein binding; cysteine-type deubiquitinase activity. The coding region runs from base 662 to 4198 and encodes 1178 amino acids.